Myotis brandtii (Brandt's bat) is the source of this 670-nucleotide messenger RNA. RefSeq names its product acylphosphatase 1, erythrocyte (common) type (gene ACYP1). The transcript has 4 exons. NCBI's taxonomy places the organism in Eukaryota, Metazoa, Chordata, Mammalia, Chiroptera, Vespertilionidae. Bases 49 to 477 code for a protein of 142 amino acids. Gene Ontology annotation, molecular function: acylphosphatase activity. The record is from RefSeq and is a predicted model, not a curated record.
GGGGAGCCGUUGGUGUGGCGGUCGGAGGUCGGUGGUCGGUGGCCGCUUAUGCCGCCGGCCUGCGGACCGGAAGGCCAGGAGGGUGAGCCCGGCCCGGGUGGGCCCUCAGUUCCAUUGGCCGUAGAUGUUCGUGGGCGAGGAAUCCGGGGCGUGUGGAAGCGAGGUUCGAGCAUGAACAUGGCCGAAGGGGACACCCUGAUAUCGGUGGAUUAUGAGGUUUUUGGGAAGGUGCAAGGGGUGUUUUUCCGCAAGUACACGCAGGCUGAGAGUAAAAGGCUGGGAUUGGUAGGCUGGGUCCAGAACACAGACCAGGGCACAGUGCAAGGACAAUUGCAAGGUCCCAUCUCCAAAGUGCGUCAUAUGCAGGAAUGGCUUGAGACAAAAGGAAGUCCCAAAUCGCACAUCGACAGAGCAAACUUCAACAAUGAGAAAGUCAUCUUAAAGUUGGAUUACUCAGAUUUCCAAAUUGUAAAAUAAUGCCCUGAAUUCAAAUUUUCCAAGAGAAACUCAGAGGUUUUGCUUUUCUUGUUAAUAGAGAUAGAAUUAUUCUGAGUAAUAUUAGAAUUUGUCAGUAAGUUAUUUUAUUUUUAGAUACCUGAAUGUUACUAUGUAUGAUGGAAGGAAUGAUUACAGCUGUACACAAUUCUAAUAAAAACACAUCAGAACCAUC